Messenger RNA from Oncorhynchus tshawytscha (Chinook salmon), 3999 nucleotides. RefSeq names its product tubulin beta-5 chain-like. Gene Ontology annotation, molecular function: GTPase activity; GTP binding; structural constituent of cytoskeleton. The record is from RefSeq and is a predicted model, not a curated record. Bases 89 to 1519 code for a protein of 476 amino acids. NCBI's taxonomy places the organism in Eukaryota, Metazoa, Chordata, Actinopteri, Salmoniformes, Salmonidae. Gene Ontology annotation, cellular component: cytoplasm; microtubule. Gene Ontology annotation, biological process: mitotic cell cycle; microtubule cytoskeleton organization. The transcript is spliced from 4 exons.
GUGGUCGGUCACAUUUGAGUGUCCCGGAUUUACACUUACUAUGUUACGUCUAGUCUGAGACCAUACUGAACUCUAUUGCACGGCUGGCAUGUCAUUCUCUUGUACUUUUGAGCAGAGGAGAAGACCGGAAUUGAGCUUUUACAAAUCAGUUGAGUUUAACCGGGCGCACACAGCGAGAAUGAGAGAAAUAGUUCACAUACAAGCCGGACAAUGUGGGAAUCAGAUUGGCACCAAGUUUUGGGAAAUUAUCAGCGAUGAACACGGAAUCGAUCCGACAGGAAACUAUGUGGGUGACUCAUCACUUCAAAUCGACAGGAUUAAUGUGUAUUACAACGAAGCGUCCUCACACAAGUAUGUUCCCAGAGCAGUCCUUGUGGACUUGGAACCUGGGACCAUGGACAGUGUCCGGUCAGGGACCUUUGGACAGCUAUUCAGACCUGACAACUUUAUCUUCGGCCAGACAGGUGCAGGGAACAACUGGGCCAAGGGCCACUACACUGAGGGAGCAGAGCUAGUAUACUCUGUGCUGGAUGUGGUGAGGAAGGAGUGCGAGAACUGCGACUGCCUCCAGGGCUUCCAGCUAACCCACUCCCUGGGUGGGGGCACAGGCUCGGGCAUGGGCACUCUGCUCAUCAGCAAGAUCCGCGAGGAGUACCCCGACCGCAUCAUGAACACGUUCAGUGUCAUGCCCUCUCCCAAGGUGUCGGAUACGGUGGUUGAACCGUACAAUGCCACCCUCUCUGUGCACCAGCUGGUGGAGAACACGGACGAGACAUACUGCAUUGACAACGAGGCACUCUACGACAUCUGCUUCCGUACCCUGAAACUGACCACGCCCACUUACGGAGACCUCAACCAUCUGGUGUCAGCCACCAUGAGCGGCGUGACCACCUCACUGCGGUUCCCCGGUCAGCUCAACGCCGACCUUCGCAAACUGGCCGUCAACAUGGUGCCCUUCCCCCGCCUGCACUUCUUCAUGCCUGGCUUUGCACCGCUAACCGCCCGAGGGAGCCAGCAGUACCGCGCCCUGACGGUGCCGGAACUCACCCAGCAGAUGUUCGAUGCCCGCAACAUGAUGGCGGCGUGCGACCCACAUCACGGCCGCUACCUCACCGUGGCCACUGUAUUCCGCGGGCCCAUGUCCAUGAAGGAGGUGGAUGAGCAGAUGCUGGCCAUCCAGAACAAGAACAGCAGCUACUUCGUGGAGUGGAUCCCCAAUAACGUCAAGGUGGCCGUGUGUGACAUCGCACCCCGCGGCCUCAAGAUGGCCUCCACAUUCAUCGGCAACAGUACAGCCAUCCAGGAGCUGUUCAAGCGCGUCUCGGAGCAGUUCUCGGCCAUGUUCCGCCGCAAGGCCUUUCUGCACUGGUUCACCGGGGAGGGCAUGGACGAGAUGGAGUUCACUGAGGCAGAGAGCAACAUGAACGACCUAGUGUCUGAGUACCAACAGUACCAGGAGGCCACGGCCAAUGACGGGGAAGAGACAUUUGACGAUGAGGAAGAAGAGCUCAAUGAGUAAGGAGAAUGUGAACACAUUUUGUUUUAUGUCCGGAGGUCACGGAAGCAGUGGUGGAAAUAAAAUGUUUUAAAGGCAAGUGAAACAAAUAUGUUGUGUAUUUUCAAAUCCGUAUGUACUUUUCUCAAUUCAUGUUGGUUGUGGGCACGUUAUGUUUGAUGGUUGCUGCGUAUUUGAUUAGCACAUUGGGAGGCUGAUUUGCAAAGCUUCUGCUCUAGUCUCGUUCAAAGGGGAUGGAAGACAAAAACAAAGGCAAAACAUGAAACUGUCUUGGUUAACUUUCCCAUGUCCAUCUUUCUUUUGGCUUCAACUAUUGUGGUUGUAUACCCAUUAGAAUAUAACAUGUUCCUAUUUACAUCUUGGUCUCUCUCAUAAAAUAAGUUACAAACCUCAAGGGACUCUUCCUGGAUAAAUAAAAGGUUAUUCUAUUGUAUGACUAUGAUGAUGGAAAAUACAGAAAAGUGCAUUGUCAUAGUUUGCUCAUCAUUCUCGCUCCAUUUUGUUUAGACUUUAUUAACUCGCAUUUCUAUUUAGGGGAUUAAGAAAGGGAACCAGCCAUUGCCCAAACCAAGUGCUUUGUUCAUAUUCACCUCAGUCAUGUACCACAACAGACAGGCCUCAAUGCUCCUAUGGUGGGGGCAAAUCACAACAACUGCUGGGCAAGGCAUUCUCUAAUUAGAACUGUGGAGUUAACAAUGGGGGGGACUCCCAGUCUGCACUUACUGAACUAUUUAGAGCUAUUCAUGGCCUCAAUGAGUCUUCUGCAAUUCACGUACUAGCUAACUGCCCCAGUCCACUGCUAAAUAUUAGAGGCAUUGAUGUGAAAAAAAGAUACCCAAGUAGCCUAUGUGUGAAAAACUGUACAUAUUUAACAACUUCAAUAUACUUCACAAAUGUGAAAAAACAAACUGGAAGGGAAUCUUGCCCCCUGAUUUGAAAAAGAUGAAGCAUGAUCCGCAUCUGAUUGUAAAGGCUCUUUCACUAUACCAGCCCACUAGGCCGUUUGCCCCUACCAAUUUGGAGCUCUGUAUGGUGGAAGCUUAAACCUAUCUAGAUCCUUCAGAUCUGCGAACAUCUAAGUGAUAAGGUCAGGGGAAGGGGUAGGAAGUGAAUUGGUACGGGCUGUGUGUUAAAUUGACGUAGUGGUUGGAAGGGCUUGGCGUGGUAUUCACAGCUGGUGUCACAGACGGUCUUGGCUUGGCCAGUCAGCUGGGAAGCCAGCUGCAGAAAUGGUUAAGUGUGCCUGAGUCAUGCCACUCAAAUUACCCCCAUCUUUGAAGGCAAUGUUAUCUCACUGAGCUAAAGCCAAGGCAUUACCCCUGGGAGCACAUCUAUCCAGCAAUGAUCUUGGCAAUAGUUAAUAGUGAUUGUUUAAGUGUUAGCAGAUACUGUAAGUGUUUUUCCUGGUAAAAGAUUUACUUCCUCAGAAAGUGACAGCAUGGAUCCUUAAUAGCAAAACUAAUAUAUGAAAAAAAUAAAGACAAUUUAACUCUUUAAAAAGCUGUUCUUGCAUGAGAACCAGAACCAGACAUGCUGGAUUGCAGUAUGUCACAUCCAACAACGAGCCAAUUAUUUUUUGCUUUAGCAAGUAAGCAAAACAUUGCAACUACGGCAGAGGACUUCAGUCUGAAUAGUUGGUGAAUCAAACAUGAAUAAACGUUUCCCUACAAUUGGAAAAAAUUGUGUGACUUUGAGGAAAAAAAUAACCACAAGAGACAGCACAUGCAGCUGUUGAAGAACACAUGAAACACUCCCAUGUCACUCUACAGUCUUACAGAACCCCACUGCCUAUUUAAGGAGGACUGUGCACUGGCUCUCAGACUGGGUAAUGAAAUAUUGCCAAACAAGGGGACGAGUGACUUAAUGUACUUAAUGGAGAUGAAUGGAAGGUGCACAUUGGUACUGCAUUAGGGAGAUAUGUGCAUGGUGCACUCUUGUGGUUAAAGAGUGAACAAAUAACUUAAGGAUACUGUAAAAACAAAUUAUACAUACUUGUUUAUAACCCCCCCCCCCCUUCACCUCACAAACCUUAAAAGUGGUUACAAGGGUCACACCAUAGAGAUAGUUAGAAGGCACAACAUCAUAUCUGUCCCAUUAUCGCGUCUGUAAGAGCAUGGGCAACGCGAUUGAGGCAAUCUCCAUUUAAAAGUAGUCCAUUUUAUUCAACUACUUUUAUGAGAUGAUAAACAAACAGAAAGGAUGAUUAGACCUAUUGCCAUCUGGAGUGUGUUGUUUGAACCAGUAUGAAGCCAGGGUUGACAAUUUACUGACACCUGCAGUUAUGGAAUAUUUGCUCAUAUAAUUCAUUGGCUGAUCCCUCCUGAUGACCUGGAUGGAAUUAUGUGGUCCAUCCUUAACCCAUAGGAAGUCCAACCAAGUUGACUACUUAAAAAUAGUGAAAUUCCUCAAUAGUGCUGCACAACGCUAUACUGAACAAAAAUAUAAAAGCAACAUGUAAGGUCCCAUGUUUCAUGAGCUGAAAU